AUGGCUACCCAACACCAAGAGGCAAAUAUUACUAAAGGUGGAACAUAUAGAAGAUUAUUAGGCAGAACUAGAUCUACAGUUUCAAUUUUUAAUGCUUUUGAUAAUCCAGACCAAAAGACAUUAAAAACUGCACAACAAAAACAAUAUACCAUACCCUCACAAAAACCAGAAGAUUAUUUAAAAAAAAUUAAAAGUAGAGAAACAACAGGUGAACCAGUAUUUUUAGGUAAUGAUGGUGUUUUUUAUGAUAUAAAUUAUGUUCCAGUAUUUUCACAUAAAAUACCAGAAAAAGGAAGUCUUGAUAGCAAUAAUAAGAUAGGUGGUUCAACAGCAGCAGAUGGUAGUACUUUAGAAGAAACUAAUGGUAUCAAUGGUGAAGAGGAAGAAGAGGAAGAAACUUUACAAGAACAAUUAGUACAUCUUAAUAAUUCGAUUCCACAAAUUGAUGAAUUUGAAAACUUUUUCGAUUAUGAACAAGCAUUUUUAGAUUGGAAGUAUGCAGUUGAUCAAAUUUUUGAACAUAUUCGUUUACCAGUUACCACUGGUCGUACAUAUUAUCGUCCAAAACUAUCAGAUUUUCAAAAAAUAUAUAGAGGUACUUCAACAUUUGGUGAUUAUAGACCAUCAGUUUCAAGUUUUUCAAAUGAAGGUGAUGAUGAAUCAAAGAGUGAUCCAUUAAAUAGUGAAAUUGACGAUGAAUCACAAUUAACAGAUACAUAUAAUGAAUUUAAUUUAAUAAAUAAAGAAACAUUAGAGAAUUCCAACGAACCAUGGGACAGUUUAUUAAUUCCACAAGAACCACAACCAAUCGAUUAUAAUACAUUUGAAGAGUAUGAUGAAGCAUUAAUGAGAUGGGCAUCAGUUUGUUCACAGUUACCAAUUUUCUCACCUCAUUCAUCACAAUUACGUGAUUUAAUUCCCAUCCAAUCAAUUGCAGAAUCACAAAUGAAUAAUAUUAGUGAUAUUGUUGUAGAUAAUCAAAAAGGUAAACAAGGUAAUGAUCAAUCAGGACAAAACCAAAAUCAAAUUUGUAUAAAGAGUGGUAUCAAUGAAUUACACUUUAUGGAUAUGUCAUACCCACAAUGUAAUAUUACAAGAGAACAAGAGCUCCGUUUAAAGCAAGAAAAAGAACAAGAAGAAAAAGAACGUAUUAGAAAACAACAACGUGAGUUAAGUGAUUUAAUUGCUCGUAAUAGCCGUGUUCUUUCCACUGCCAGUAAGCCUGCAUUAAUACAAUGUGACGAUGCAACUAAACAACUCAUUCAAAAUCAAGUUAUCUUUGCCUUACUUCAAAAAAGAGAAAAAGCAUGGAGAGACAGCAAUGAAAAGACCUAUGUACAACCAUUUAUUGCAAAGCUUCAUGGUACUUUCCAAUCACCAUUAUCAACAUCCCAGCAACAAUCAAUAUUUAAUUUAAAGAAUGAGGGUCUCAGAAGAACUGACCUCUCAGCAAAACUAAUUCAAGAAAACUGCGAUUGUCCAACAAACAAAGUCGGUGGUCAAACUGUCGAAUUUAAUGUACCAUAUUACGAUGUCUAUUUUGAAUAUUCAAAGCUAAGCGAUCCAAGCUAUCAACAAUCCCUUUCUACCAAUUUAAAAGUUUUCCAUUAUGGAGGCCGUCAUAAUCAUUUAUUCAGUUGGUAUCAUCCAUUAGUUCCACCAGAAGAGCAUCAAAAGCACAAAGAAGAGAUUGAUUUCAUUAUCAUGUCUCAACAAAGAAUCACCAAAGACAAAUUGAAUAUUCAAAAUAUCUCUGAUAUUCUCUAUGGUGAUAUGUAUUUAGAUAAAUUUUCAGACCUUUUAGAUAGUAGCUUUAGUGAAGACUUUGAUGGUGGUAAAUCCUAUGCCACUGUUAUCACUAGAUCAAUUACACCUGAAAAUAUUCAAGACUUAUUGUCACUUUUAGAGUCUAGCAAAUCACCAUUGUUCCACGCAAAAUUAUCCCACUUGGUCAUGUAUUUCUUUAGUGGUAAUAAGGGUUCAAUGAUUUUAGAAAAACUCAUCACCAACAAAGAUGUCAAAAACUUAUCACUCUUAACAUACUCCUUUGACUUUAUUACCGAGGUCCCAACCGAACUUUAUCCAUGGUCCGAAGAAACUAAUCAAUUAGUUAAAUUACUUUUAGGUGACUCUAUUGAAGUUCUCUGGAAACUUAUCUUCUGCUACUAUUACCUUAAUGUUAUUGGAAAAGUAUUGGAUAUUCAUGUACAUUUAUAUUAUUCAAAAUCUAUUAUCACUCAAAGUAAAGUUUCAAUUACUCAUAGUAUCGCCACACUCUUACAACAAAACACACCAAAUAUUUUAGAUAAAAUUUUCACUGGUAUCAGUCAUCGUAGUAAGAGUGUUUCCUCAUUCUGUCUAUUUAUUCUCUUACAAUUAAUGAGCAAUCAAGAAGGUUUGGCUGUUCACAAUUGUUUAAGAGCCGAAAAUUCAAAUUUAUAUGGCCGUGUUAAAAAGAUAUGUGAUUCAAAAUUAAAACAUGUUCAAUUUGCUGCACGUCGUCUUUUCUCUGUAUUUGGUAAAGCUCCUUGGGUCGAUUUCGUAUAUAAAGAGUAUAAUAAAGAACCAGAAGCUUGUCUUUCAGUUACUGAUUUCAUUGGAAAUGAUGAAAAGAGACCAUCAAAUCUUUUAUUAGAAAUGUUAUUAGAACUCUUCUCCAAUUCAUUAGAUCGUACUAUCGAAGCAGCUACAGCCUCAUUACCAAUCACCAAUACAUCAAUGUCAUCAAUGACUACACCACCAUUAUCACCAGUAGGUUCACCACCAAUCGGUGUUUCUGGAUCAUCAUUUGGAAGUUCUACACCAAACAUUACAAUUGGUAUUAAAAACAAAUUCUCUUUUGUCCUCGAUGGUGCAUUAUUCCAUCAUCUCUUAGGUUUCGUCAUAAAGAAUAGCAAAUCAUCAACUUAUCAAAUGUAUGUUAUCACUAGUUUACUCAGCAAAAUUAGCAAAACACACAAUCAUUUAGGUACCAUUCAAGUAGUUACAACUGUUAAAAGUAGUCAAAAGAAAUGGGGUCAUCCAAUGCUCCCACUUUCCCCAAUUGAUAUUCGUGGUAUGUGUAGUAAAAUGACAGAUCCAACACCUGGCCAAUAUUGUUAUCCAAUUAAAACCAAUAUGCUUUCAUCUAUUCGUCACCUCCUUAAAUUUUAUCCAGUUUUUGAUGUUGUUAAAAAGGAAGAGGAUUUCUAUUCACGUCUUUUAACUUUUUGUAAAGAUGGUAACAGUCAAGAUUUCAAUCGUGAAGCAUGGUGCUUAUUAUACCAAUUAAUGAGACACCACACUGGUACUCUUGAAAGUCUUUCAAAAGAAAAUAUUCUUAGUGGUUUCCUUGAAACUAUUGGUACUUCAUCACAUCCAACCGUCAUUUGCCACUCUUUACAUUAUAUCACCAAAAUGUUCAAUAUUGCUGAAUUGGAGUCAAAGAACCCCAAGCGUAGUAAACAAGAUCUCAAACUCAUCGAAAAAGAUAUCAAGGCUCUCAAUGUACUCUUUAAAGAUAAAACUCUUUUCAUUAAAGUUCAUAUGAUUUACAAGAAAUAUAAACCAGAAAUGUCAUCAAAAGUCGAAAAAGAUAAAAAAGAAAGAGGUGAUGGUAAUAAAUUUGGUUUGGCAUUCAUCGAAUUGGCCAAGUUUUAUAAUACCCUCUAUACCUCCACUUAUUGUAGUAAAUUAUUAAAAGAUACUCUUAAAAAGGAUGAAUACAGAGAAGGUCUUUUCGAUUUAUCAAAUAUGUUCCAAUCACCACAACAA
Molecule: messenger RNA, 3753 nt
Organism: Dictyostelium purpureum
Lineage: Eukaryota; Evosea; Eumycetozoa; Dictyosteliales; Dictyosteliaceae
Exons: 3
Biological process (GO): positive regulation of Ras protein signal transduction; positive regulation of TORC2 signaling
Source: RefSeq, a predicted model, not a curated record